ACACGCAUCUAAGAGAGGUGUAAUUACUUUUACAGUACUCUCAGUAAAUUUCGGAACACACCCAUUGAUGAAGCUUGCGGUGUUCCGUGUUGAGAAGCACCCGGUAGAUAGCCACAAAUGCGCCAAGUACUUGAUUAAAGAUGGCAGCGAGCAUCAGUGGUGUUUUUAGUGAGAGUCUGCAAAAUGCAAUUCUCCAGUGUAAAGUUCUUAUUGUGGGCGCAGGAGGAAUUGGAUGUGAAAUUCUUAAGAAUCUUGUAAUGACUGGAUUCAACGACAUUGAAAUUAUUGAUUUAGAUACAAUUGAUGUGAGUAACUUGAACAGGCAAUUUCUAUUUCACAAACAACAUGUGGGAAAGUCAAAAGCUGCUGUAGCAAAGGAAACUGCAUUAACCUUUAAUCCUGAUGUAAAGAUAGUACAUUAUCAUGACAGUAUCACAUCGUCGGACUAUGGAUUGUCAUUUUUCAAAAAGUUCACAUUGGUAAUGAAUGCUCUAGACAAUCGUGCUGCUAGAAAUCAUGUAAAUCGCAUGUGCCUAGCUGCAGAUGUACCUUUGAUAGAGUCUGGAACAGCUGGAUACGAAGGACAAGUAGAAUUGAUCAAGAAGGGUCUUAGUCAAUGUUAUGAAUGUACUCCGAAAGCAGCACAGAAAACAUUUCCAGGUUGCACGAUUCGCAAUACACCUAGCGAACCUAUACAUUGUAUUGUCUGGGCAAAACAUUUAUUCAAUCAGUUGUUUGGUGAAGAUGAUCCAGAUCAAGAUGUUUCUCCAGAUACAGCAGAUCCCGAGGCUGCAGGUAAACAAAGAGUCCUAUUUCAAAAAUGGGAUUUCAACGUCUUCGGAGUCUUUAACGAAAUACUUUUUUUUUUACCAGAUACUGCUGCAGAAGGUGCAUUACAAAAUGAAUCAAAUGACAAAGGAAAUGUCGAUCGUGUUUCGACUCGUGGUUGGGCAGAAAAUUGUGACUAUGAUGCAGAGAAAUUAUUUACAAAACUUUUUCACGAUGAUAUUAAGUAUUUGCUUAGUAUGGAUAACCUGUGGAAAAAACGAAGACCUCCAACACCCUUAGAUUGGUCUUAUCUUCCGGAUGGAGUUGCUGGUUGCAGCAAAGAUACAAUGGAGUCUGGACUGAAAGAUCAGCAACAGUGGAGUAUAGCGAAAUGCGGGAGUGUUUUCAAAGAAGCUGUUGCCAACUUAAGUAAAGCUUUAAAGACUUGUCAGGAAACUUCACCAGGUGACCAUUUAGUUUGGGAUAAGGACGAUCAAAAUGCAAUGGACUUCGUCGCCGCGUGUGCAAACAUUCGCGCGCAUAUAUUUGGUAUUCCACAAAAGACAAGAUUCGACAUAAAAUCAAUGGCUGGCAACAUCAUUCCUGCGAUAGCAACAACAAAUGCAAUAAUUGCUGGUGUCGUGGUUCUCCAUGCAUUCCGAAUAUUGGAACAUAAUUUGAAAGCGUGCAGAUCAGUUUACCUACGAUUAAAAAUGAAUCAUCGUAAUCAAUUAUUAGUGCCUGAAAAAUUUGUGAAUCCUCCAAAUCCAAAGUGCUACGUGUGUGCACCUACACCGCAAGCAGUUCUCGCAGCGGACACGACAAAAAUGACAAUUAAAGAACUGGACGAAACUGUAUUAAAAGCCCGACUAAAUAUGAUAGCACCAGAUGUCAUGAUCGACGGUAAGGGGAUUGUCGUAAUCAGCAGUGAAGAGGGUGAAACGGAAGGAAACAAUGAGAAGACUUUGGAACAAGUUGGUAUACGAGAUGGAACUGUUCUGAAGGUUGAUGACUUCCAUCAAAAUUACUCUCUGACUGUGACAGUAUUGCAAAGAGAACAACCAUCCGUCAAAGACGAAAGUCCUGACUUCUUGAUCGUUGCCGAUGACGAAGAUCUGAAGCCCAAAGAAGAUAUCACCAUUUCUGAAAAACCGUCAACUUCCAACGGAAAGGUUGAGAAGGUCGAGGAUGACGAUGAUAUUGAUAUUGUGGAAACAGAAAUCAGUCCAAGUACUUCAGAGGCAGAUGUCCCCAAGAAACGAAAGACAGAAUCACCUACGAAUAAUACGAUUAACAAGAAGCGUAAAGUCGAAACAAAUAAUCAACACGAUGAUGAUGUUUGCAUUAUCGAGGAUGACAGGGAAGUGGAAAAGGUGGCAUUGUCGGUAUUACCAGCCAUUGAAGAAAAAAUAUUGACACCAAGAAAGUACAAAUCCUUGCCCGACGAUGAUUGCUCGAUCGUUUACGAUGGAAAUGAGGAUCAAUCUACGGCAUCAUCUCCGAAACGAAGCAAACAGCUAGCGAAGUAAUGAAAUUUUUCUAUGACCAUUGCUCUACUAGCAAACAUGUUUCAGUCUACCGACUGCAUAACCUUCUGUGGCAUUUUCACCGUGGAAAAAGUAUGAAAGAGAAGAGAUUGCGGUACAUAAAAUAAAAACACGCAAAAUGAAGUAAAAGUGUAAGAGAGAAAAUAUCGCGGUGUCCUAAAUAGAUGUUGCGAGGUAAACAGUUAGAUCUAUUUUGUAAUCUCAUUCUAUGAGACAGUCGAAGUUUUCUUCAUAUUCCUUUUUUAUUGGAAAUCAAUGGUUACGAAACAAGAAGUGUAUAAAAACACUUUACAAACGAAGAUUCCGUUGCCGCUUCGUGCAUAGAUUACUUAGAAGACUGUAGACAUGAAAAAUAAAUACUUUGGUUUUUAUAGAAA
Molecule: messenger RNA, 2692 nt
Organism: Cephus cinctus (wheat stem sawfly)
Lineage: Eukaryota; Metazoa; Arthropoda; Insecta; Hymenoptera; Cephidae
Gene: Uba2
Product: SUMO-activating enzyme subunit 2
Exons: 7
Coding region: 141-2297 (718 amino acids)
Biological process (GO): protein sumoylation
Cellular component (GO): SUMO activating enzyme complex; cytoplasm
Molecular function (GO): SUMO activating enzyme activity
Source: RefSeq, a predicted model, not a curated record